This is a messenger RNA of Styela clava, 1741 nucleotides long. The record is from RefSeq and is a predicted model, not a curated record. Lineage: Eukaryota; Metazoa; Chordata; Ascidiacea; Stolidobranchia; Styelidae.
AGACUUGAAAAUGAAUUUUUCAACAAAUAACUCUGGGACAGAAGCCGGAGGUUUGGUGUUAGAGGGAGCCAGUUUUGCGAUUUGGGUUUCAUCAGUUUGCAUUUCGUUUGGAUAUUUUGUAGCUACAUCUUACGUUAUGGUAAUGCUAAUAAUUGAUAUGUUCAAAGACGGAGUUGGACCAAGCAGCUCGAACGAAGGUGUCGGGAAAAAUAUGGCAAAAUGGAUCAAAGUAUCACGUUUUUUAUUUGUCACUAUUUGCAACACACUUUACCUAAGUGGGUGGUUUGGACGAAUUUUGGUCGAUUUUUACAACCCGGAAUUUUGCAAUUCACACAAAAGCUUGAGAAUCAUGGUCGAAUCGGCAGCUGCCACGUUCACAUAUUUAACGGUUUGGCUUCGACAUCGAAUAAUUCAUAACAUUCCAGCCAUGCAGCAUUCAAUUAAUUAUGCUACUCGCAUCUUGAGUAUAAUUGUAUUAGUCUUAGCUAUAGUUGUUCCCCCUUUAAAUAGAUUGAUCGUCGUUCUCACCUCUUCAUCCAAAGUUACUCAAACAGGAUGCGAUAUAGUCGAAAUGAGUAUCCCAAUUCAGAUGCCAUUGUUUAUACUUGGCGCGUCGUCCAUUGUAAUGCAAGUUAUAAUACUGGGACUUUUCCUUCAACCGCUACGUCAGCAUCAAAAAAACAUUGGUAGAGCAGCUGACAAUUUGACACCUAUGCUAAAAAGAGCAUUUUUCACAACUCUGGUAUGCUGUGUCAGUGAUGUUGCUGCUUCCGUGUUAGUUGUCGUUGCCGGAUUGUUUAUUGCAGACAUAUCCAUGGAAACUACGUUUUUCAUCAACAUUUGGAUGAUACUGAUCUGCUUUCCGGAGUGGAAAACAACUCUUUUCCCUUUCAUCAGUUUUACAUCGGAAGUGAAUUAAAUGUAAAUUACACGCUUGUAUAUGAAAAUGAUCAUGCACAAAGCAUGUCGACAGCGUUGGCUUAAUUUUAUAAUUGAACACGUAGUGGACCUGUGGAUCGUUUCACUAUUAUGUUGUUGUUGUUAAAAAAUUUCUAUUUCUUCUUCUACUUAAUUUCUCAUUAACUAAUAGACCAAUUGCUUUGAUAUUUUCAGUGUUUGAAGAUUGCAUUUUUUGCAAGGAGGGUUGUACUUUUAUUUAAUAUUAAAUUUUCUAUGAAUCCCACGAUAUCUGAUAUUUCAUCCAAAAUUUCGCUGUAUUAUUUUUCACUCAUGGGAACACAGUGUUUUAGCUUCGUUCAGGAUACCGUAUAAUUUUCGAUGAAUUGAUGGUAUAAUAUUUUGUUUUGUCCUACAAGUCCAUAUAUUUGAGCAUAACUCUCUUGUUUUUCAUAAGAAUAUAAAACUUUCUAUUAUUUUUUUCAAUUAUUGUGGAAACAUUAGACCCAAACUCUAUUCCAGGAAAAAAUUUAAAUAUGAAUUUUCACCUAUCAGCUGAAAGUUGUAAUUAUUAUUGAGCCUAUACAAGCACACAACUGAUUGUUUCAUACCCGAGAACGUAAUAAGCAUCAAUUAAAUGAAAAAUGUGUUCCCAACUACGUUAUUUCUGCGACGUGGAACAAUCAAGCUGUUUCCAUCAAAUUUAGUUUAUGUAUUCAUGCUGGAUCGUAUGUCUCAGGGUUAAAUAUAAUACCCACCUAAGCUAUUCGAUCUGCUCAUUCAUGCUAUUUUCACUUUUCUGAUUGCAUUUGUUUAUAAAAUCGAUAAAAAUAAAAAAUAAAUG